AUGUCUUUGGCAGUCUACACUCUGCUCAUCAUUCUCUGCAAUGUUUGGUGCUUGAUCCGUGGGGCUUCCGUGGUGGUGCCAGAUGUUGCUGUGAGAUGUGCUGAAGAAGCGCUGCUGCCCUGUAAAGCUCUUCGGGACUCCUCUGUCACCUACCAGGCAGUGUCUUGGUAUAAAAUGUCUGGAGAUGGUGAAGGAAUAGCAUGGAAAGUCCUUGAUGUGGAAUCUCAUUACCCAAAAGAACUCGGGGGGUCCCUGGAGCUCUCCAACGACACCUUCUUUUCACUGAGGAUUAAAAACACGACCAGGCGAAGCAGCGGGACGUAUAAGUGCACUUUGGGGGAACAGAGUGGAGAACGCAAUCUGAGCGGCACGGUCACGUUAGAAGUAACAGGUUGUCCUGGAACAGAAGAUGAAAAAUUAAAAAAAUACAAAGCCGAGCUUUUCAUGCUGACUUGCCUUGGGAUUUUUUACUUGCUGCUCAUCAUUUUUACCUGUACGUGUCUAAGAAAAGAGAGUAUGUCUCCCAAUAAUCAAAAAACCAGUCCAGAUAUGAAACACAUGCUCACCCUCAUCAACGUCCAUGAAAUGACAACUUUCCAGGAUUUAAAUGGCAAAAGCGCUUGCAAAAACGGGCUUACUUCAAGUUCUGUCUAA
Molecule: messenger RNA, 654 nt
Organism: Pterocles gutturalis (yellow-throated sandgrouse)
Lineage: Eukaryota; Metazoa; Chordata; Aves; Pterocliformes; Pteroclidae
Gene: CD83
Product: CD83 molecule
Exons: 5
Coding region: 1-654 (217 amino acids)
Source: RefSeq, a predicted model, not a curated record